UACGCAAAUCAAAAUCAUUUGACGCAAUACAGCAAAAAUCGAGGUGGUGUUUUAUGUUUUACUGCAAUCGUGUUGUAAUAGUUUAAUAAAAAAAUAUGGAUAGAUUUUAUGAGGAUAGCAAUGAUGUGUCGACUAUAUUUUUCGACUUGGAUAACACAUUAAUUCAAACAAGAAAAGGCGAUAGCAAGGCCUGCAAUAAGCUCGUUGACGUGCUAGAGCACCAGUAUGGCUUACCCCGGGACGCGGCUGCCGAGAGCGCAACCACUUUUCUCCGCGCGUUCAGGGCCAGGCCUGAUGACGACACCUACGCCAUAGACGAAUGGCCCACGCACCUCUGGCGGAACUCGCUGCCCAAAAACUAUAGGCAUAUUGCCAAAAAUGUAUCAGACGAAUGGUUAAAAUUAAGGUUUCAUUAUUUAACAUUGACCCCCGAUGUUAUAGAUCUAUUAGAAACACUGAGGGAGGAUUAUCUGCUCGGUCUGAUCACGAACGGGCCCUCGCGAGCCCAGUGGCAGAAGAUUGAGCGUCUUGGACUGAGGAAGUACUUCGACUGUUUGCUGGUCUCCGGGGACCUGCCCUGGGAGAAACCUGAUCAAAACAUAUUUCUGGAAGCUUGCAAGCUUUUGGGUGUUGAAGCCAGGACUUGCAUCAUGGUUGGGGAUAAACUAGAAACAGAUAUAAAGGGUGGAAAAGAAGCUGAAUUGGGGGGUACGGUCUGGAUUCCACUGCAUUCUGACGAAAUGGAAUCCGACCUUCCCGACUUCACGAUCCAGAAUGUCACAGAACUACCAGAAGUUCUGCCAAACUCGCCGAAAUUGAAGAGAUCGCCGCAGACGUCGAAAAUAUGUUGACGGUAGGAACUUUAUUUUAUACUGUGGCACUCACUGGAUAGUGCGUAGUGAAUGACGUAGUUAUCUACAAAUGUAUACAAAGAAUUGUAAAUCGUCGAACGUCACCGAAAUUGUGAAGCAAUUGCUUUUAAACAAACUAAUGUUUAGUUUGUCACUAAAGUUGCAAAAGUGACUAAUGUAUAUCAAACGAAUAUCGUCAAUUGGACUAAAAUAACUAAUAGUUAUUUAAUUACUGGGUCAUUGUUAAUAGGUUAAAUUGUUAAUAAUAAAUUUGCCAAGUUGGCCAGACAAGCCUAAUCGCAACUUAAUUUCAAACUACGCAAAAUGACUUGCUCAAUUAGACUAUUCUUUUGGUUGAAUCAAUAUGUAUAUUAAAAUUACCGAUUUGGUCAAACAUUGUACUGAAAGUUUAGCUCAAGCUUGCCAUUUUGUAAUGAAAAAAAAAAAGAAAUAUCAUUAUCUAGUUUGGUAGAUAGAAAAAUAUCAUUUUUUUAUUUAAUUUUUCGACGACUUUUUUUUUUGUAUUUAGUGAAACAUGUAAAGAAAGAAAUAUUAUAGUAGGUACUUUGGUUUGUUACUUGUGUAAGUUAAAAAACCUUUAUUUUUUAAGCACAUGAUACUUUUAGAAUCGUCCUUCAUAAACUACACUAUGUAGAUAUAGAGGUAAAAUUUGUUUGGAAUCUGCAGAUUAGUUUAUUUAAUCAACGACCUACUUAUGUUACCUUAAGUAAAAUUAGUGUUACUAUUUAUAAUGGUGCUAUUAAAAUUGUAUUCAAAACGUAAACUAAAUUUUUUAAUUAGGUAUAUCUUAUUAAUUGUCCUUACGAACGGGAUUUCUUAUUUUUUAUUUAUUUGAGAGUAGAAAUACACAAAAGUUUAAUUAAGUCUUUUUAGUUUAGUAUUUGAAUAAAAUAGCACUUGUGUUACCAAAACUAAAAUUAGUUUAAUCAUUUAUUUUGUAGACUUCUAUAGAUAAUAGUUGUUUACCACAAACAAACAUAAUGUAAAUACUGUUUAUUGACACUACGACGUCUACAAUCUGCCAAGUUUAUUUAUAAAGCUUUUAUGUGCAAAUGCAUUCCAUCCGAAAUUUCGAACGCACUCGCUAUAUUUUUACGAUAGUCGUAAAUUUUGUCAACUUUACCAUAGAAUAUAUUCUAUUUAUCGUGAUAUGUUUAAUGCCUAAAUGACACCCGCAUCACUAGGUCAUAAACCGCGCCUUUGUUGGCAAACCUUUGCUCACUUAGUGGAAAAAAGUGUUUUGAAUUUAGAACGCUUCGAAUCAACAUUUUUAAUUUCAUUGACUGAAACCCGAAACCUCUAAAAACUGGCGAUAUUGUAUCACUUUAAUUCAUAAAAAAUAUAAGUGUCCCUUAUUAUUGCUAUUUCAAAAAUGUUCAUGCUCUUAAAACUUAAUUUCUUACAUCUAUUUUGAACAUUGAUCGUUAGUGAGAUGAAUAUUGUAUCACGAGAGCAAAAUAAAUUGUUUCUUGUGCAUUUGAAUCCCUGAGUUUGCUCAGGAUUUUUGCCUUUGCCUUCUUCAAUUAUAAAAUCGUUUUCUUGAUAGGGAUUCAAAAUAAGCAGUUACUAUUCUUUGUUUAUUUUAUUUAUUAGGUUGUUUUUUUUUUUUGUUGCGCGAAUAAAUACGAGUAUAUCAAUGAAAAUAAUUUAUGAGCAAUUAUAAUAUACUUGUUAAUUUUUACAUGUUAUAUGAAAACUGUUAAGUUUAAAGACAAAUAUCUUAAUACAUUUCUUAAUUCAAAUAAUUUAUCGCACGCCUGUUGAAGGUAGACUUCCUAGUUAGAACAUAUGUCAUUUUUAAUAAGGAAAAGAUUCAUAAGAAUAAAGAAUAAAUAUAUGAAGCAUUUUUAUGAAGUUUCUAUAGUUUAUAUUAAACAAAUAUGUAUAACCAACCUUGUUUAUUCUAAGGGUACAUUCACAUAAGCCGUGAUGAGCCGCGCGGCUUUAUAAAUACACUAAUAUCAAAUUAUAAUCAGGAAACAGUACCUUAUGUAGGUCAUAUAUCAUCUAAUCUCAAUUUUACUUUUUAACUCAUACUUAAAAAAAAAUAUUAAUUAAAUACCACACUUGAAGUACAAAACUGAUUAAUUUGCAGUACAAAUUUAUACAUGUACCUAUUAAAUUCUUAUCUUGUCCCAUACAAGGUAUUUGAGGCUGAACAUAUGUAUGUUAUUUCAAACGAUUUAGUUCUAUUUUUGUAUUAUUUUUACACUGCUAAUUUAAUUAUUAUAUAUUAAAACUGAAAAUUAGCACGUAUUAGUUAUAGUUUUUACUCACGCAUUUAGAAUUUGCUAUAAGUCACGUACCUAACUCUAAUUGCACUUUUCCAGUCCUUUUAACUAAAAAUAUAUGCCCCAAAAUGAAAUACAUAAGCGGAAUAAUUUAAAUAAGUUUGAAUUAAAUAAAGUUUGGCAAUUAAACAAAAAAGUUCUGGGAAACGUUGGAAAAAUACUUUCUAAAACAUUAUUUUUAUAUACUUUGACGAUUGCCGAUGAAGAUUAUGGUUUCAUAGCCUAUUUAGAGGUAUAACGCCCCGUAAUCUAAGAAUCUCCAAAACAAACAACUGUAUAAUGUUUUAAACAACAAAUAUAUCGAUGAAAUUUGAAAUGCAAAAAUCGCGCAAAAUGAUUCUUUUUUUUAAAUCAGUAGAUGGCGUUAUAACGAAAUACUUCUCUGGAAAUAACUCCUUGUUUUGGUGUAGCCAGUGCUUGUUAUGAAUAAUUUGGUUUUCAGUACGUCUUUGAAGUAGCUGACACUUCUACGUACAGCGUUUAAUCGAUUAUCUAAAGAAAAUUCCUAUUAUUGGUCUAUAGGCGUUACUAAUAAACGUUGCUUAGUUAUUUAUAUAGUAUAAAAAUCUUCUAUAUAGUAUAAAAGUCUUUAUAAAAAAAGUUAUACACCGAUGUCUCUUUUUGUCAAUUUAAAAUAUGAAAGAAGAAGACAAAAAAUAGCUACGUAACGUUUGUUAGUACGUAAUAUUUGAAACAGAGACGUAACGUGCAGGGGUAAUGUCUGCUGAGAAACUUCCAAAUAUGUUACUUAAAAAGAUAGUUCUAGUUUACGUUUAAGAAAUUUGAAAACUGUUAGCUUACCUGUAGCUCGAUGGGGGAAAACAAUUUGUUACCUUUUUUAAUGCCUAAAACACAAAUAUACUUUAGCAAAAAUCGAAAUUUUUCCUAAGCUGUUUUGAUUAUUUUUAAUUCCUUCAACAAUGAAACA
Pararge aegeria (speckled wood butterfly) is the source of this 4091-nucleotide messenger RNA. Its product is annotated as N-acylneuraminate-9-phosphatase. The transcript has 5 exons. The coding region runs from base 96 to 851 and encodes 251 amino acids. Lineage: Eukaryota; Metazoa; Arthropoda; Insecta; Lepidoptera; Nymphalidae. The record is from RefSeq and is a predicted model, not a curated record. Gene Ontology annotation, molecular function: hydrolase activity.